This is a messenger RNA of Camelus dromedarius (Arabian camel), 1097 nucleotides long. Its product is annotated as ATPase GET3-like. Gene Ontology annotation, cellular component: GET complex. Gene Ontology annotation, biological process: post-translational protein targeting to endoplasmic reticulum membrane. Lineage: Eukaryota; Metazoa; Chordata; Mammalia; Artiodactyla; Camelidae. Gene Ontology annotation, molecular function: ATP hydrolysis activity; ATP binding. The record is from RefSeq and is a predicted model, not a curated record. The transcript has 2 exons.
AUGGAGCCAACCCAGCCCCCGGCCCACAGUGGGCCCCGCACCCUGGAGCCUGGGAAACAGCAGGCCCGUUAUGGCUGCCUCCCCAGAAACGAGUACCCUGUGGCUAUACCUCCCUGCUGCAGCCUAGCAGUCCAGCUGUCCAAGGGGCGGGAGAGUGUUCUGAUCAUCUCCACCGACCCAGCGCACAACAUCUCCGAUGCAUUUGACCAGAAGUUCUCCAAGGUGCCUACCAACAUCAAAGGCUAUGACAACCUCUUUGCCAUGGAGAUUGACCCCAGCCUGGGCGUGGCAGAGCUGACAGACGAGUUCUUUGAGGAGGACAACAUGCUGAGCAUGGGCAAGAAGAUGAUGCAGGAAGCGAUGAGCGCCUUCCCAGGCAUCGACGAGGCCAUGAGCUAUGCAGAGGUCAUGAGGCUGGUGAAGGGCAUGAACUUCUCAGUGGUGGUGUUUGACACGGCGCCCACAGGCCACACGCUAAGGCUGCUCAACUUCCCCACCAUUGUUGAGCGGGGACUCGGCCGCCUCAUGCAGAUCAAGAACCAGAUCAGCCCGUUCAUCUCACAGAUGUGCAACAUGCUGGGCCUGGGAGACGUGAACGCAGACCAGCUGGCCUCCAAGCUGGAGGAGACGCUGCCUGUCAUCCGUUCCGUCAGCGAGCAGUUCAAGGACCCUGAGCAGACAACCUUCAUCUGUGUGUGUAUCGCCGAGUUCCUCUCCCUGUAUGAGACGGAGCGGCUGAUCCAGGAGCUGGCCAAGUGCAAGAUUGACACACACAACAUCAUCGUCAACCAGCUCGUCUUCCCUGAUCCCAAGAAACCCUGCAAGAUGUGUGAGGCUCGCCACAAGAUCCAGGCCAAGUACCUGGACUAGAUGGAGGACCUGUACGAAGACUUCCACAUUGUGAAGCUGCCAUUGCUGCCCCAUGAGGUUCGGGGGGCAGACAAGGUCAACACCUUCUCUGCUCUCCUCCUGGAGCCCUACAAGCCCCCCAAUGCCCAGUAGCACCAACACCAGCCCCAGCUGCUGCCAAUUCACACCCACCCUUUACCCUCCCGGGGCAGAGUUUGCACAGAGUUCCCCCAUAGUACAGGGGGAGC